AUGGCAAGUGAUUCUCUUAGUUCAUUGCCGUAUCGAAAUUACGCUACAAAUGGCGAGCUGCAUCUAUCAACCGGCUUCUUUCAGCGUUACUUCGAAACCGACGGCUCCAUCAAGGAAGUUCCAAUUCUCCAAGUCACACUUGUCAAAAAAUUGGCGGAGGGUUCGACUGGAUAUCCUGAGGCAUGCUUUCGACUGCGACUGUCUGAUGGUCUCUUCAGCUACUCAGCUGUAUUUAUUGCGGCGAGCAUCGAGUCACAAUGCGCUACUGAUGGCUUCGUUGGUAACGCAGAAAACGGCGGUGAAAUUAUUGCAGUCACUGGGCUGCACAUUCAACGUCACUGCUACGUUGGUAAAAAUGGCAACAAAUCCACAGGCAAACCUAUGCUUAUGAUUACUGCUUACGAGCUACUAUCGAGAGGUCAUCCAAUAUUUUCUUUGGGGAUCAGUCAUGCUGGAGAUAAG
Molecule: messenger RNA, 462 nt
Organism: Cylicostephanus goldi
Lineage: Eukaryota; Metazoa; Nematoda; Chromadorea; Rhabditida; Strongylidae
Source: the annotation of a GenBank genome assembly